AUGCAUGUCAUAACCAACCAACGAGGAUUCAGAUUCAAUGAAGCACCUCCAGAUAAUGAAAUAUACGGCUCGACAUUUGGUGAGAUAGUGCCCUAUGAUGUCGAGGGUGAACAAAGCUUUGUUCAACCCGAAAAAAGUGACUAUGAAGUAGGCAUCAUAAAUGCAUUCAACGAUUUAGCGUCGAAAAUGAAUUUUGCACAAUUUGUUGGAGAUGAUCAAUGGACUAUAAAACAUUUUCCAAAAUCUGGCCGUGCCGAACCUAAAUCACGCAUACGAAAAAUUCUACCCGGCACCAAAGAUGAAAAGCCUGAUGGAAAAUUAGCGCCUGGCAAACAAAUAAAUCAAAAAGGUGGCUUUCUCAAUCGUCUUCGUACAGGUGUGAAUAGUCUUGUUCGUGAUGAAAACAAUAUGUUAUUUGGUGAACAAUCAAAAUACGAACUGAAUUAUUAUGAAGACGAAGCAGAUACUGUAGAUACGGAUGAUCUUCAUCGUUAUGCACAGAAACUACGUGAAUUAGAAGAUACGGAUCGUGAAGUUAAUCCGGAAUUUCUUGUUUUACGUGACGGUAAAACAGUGUAUGCUGUACAUGAAGCUGAUGAGGAAGGCAAAAUGACAUUGUCAACACGAAAACCAAUCUAUGAUCGUUACCGUGACCAAGGACCCGAUGAGGAGCGUGCUGAGAAGAAGAAACUUUUAUCUCGUUUGAAAAUUCCGUUCGGUCGAAAUAAGGAUAAAGAUGGUAAACGAAGCGAUUCGCUAAAACCAACAAAUCCCGAGACACCAGAUUCAGCUGGUAAACGUAAAGCAAAGAAAGCAGGCAACAAAACGGCUGAUGACGACAACGCAAACAUCGAAGCAUUUAUGGAUUGA
Molecule: messenger RNA, 870 nt
Organism: Adineta ricciae
Lineage: Eukaryota; Metazoa; Rotifera; Eurotatoria; Adinetida; Adinetidae
Source: the annotation of a GenBank genome assembly